AUGUCUCGAGCAGUGGGAUGGGUUUCGUCGCCCUCGGAUAUCACGAAGGCGGCAUUACAAAAGGCGGACCAAAGUUCAUUUUUCAUCCUAAGAACUCAUGGCCCAACCUCUUUCACUUUGAAAGACGGCUCAUCUGUACGAGAGCAGCAAGCUGACGGAAACGGUGGUUCAAGCGCGAAGCGAGUCUAUAAAGUCACUCUUGGCGCAAUUCAUAGUUGCAGUUGUAUAGCUUUCAAGCGCGAGCGCACUAUCUGCAAGCAUAUUUGUUGGGUGCUGCUGAAGCGCUUUCGAAUGGCUAAAUCAAAUCCACUGAUCUGGCAAGGAGGGUUUGUCCCCCGCGAAUUCGAUGAGCUUCUCCGCGGGGAUCAUGCUCGAAAAGAAACGAAGCCGGUGGAGCAAUCUGGCGAUUCUGAACAACCAUCUGAAAGUGGCCCUACUCCUGGGAGAGCACUCAAUGCUGACGAUGUUUGCCCUAUUUGCCAAGAAGAGCUUCUUGAAGUCCGCAUGCCUAUCACUUGGUGUCGAUGCUGCAAUAACGCUGCUCAUAUUCGGUGUAUGAAGGUCUGGGCAGAGCAUCAAGACACAAUGCAACGCGGCGAUGGUGGUGACAUUCAAUGCCCUUAUUGCAGGCAAACAUUUGCACCAAAAGAGCAGCUACGACGUGAAUUCACCAACACUUGGGAGAGGAAAAAGCACAAGGAUGUCAUUCAUAGCGGCAGCGUUUGUGCCGAUUGUUCGAUGACGCCGAUAAAGGGAAAACUCUACAUAGGAAUCGGAGAUGCUGUGAAUUUAUGCGGUCAAUGCUAUCGUAAUGGAGCAAGGCCACAUGUUCGAUUCAAUGUCCGUGAGCGACCGGGACAGAGUCUAAAACCAGCAAAACGAAACUUGGCGAAUCACCAACUAACGCUUGAGCUCCAAGGCCGCGAAAUCCAAGAAGAAGACUACGAACGACUCCUUGAGCUAGACCGACCCGCUUCUCCUGAUAGACCUGGGGUUCCAGAUCAUGUUUUGAACUUACUGCCUUGCCACAAAGUGGGUGCUAAUCAGCGGCUACUCAAAGAUGGUAUGCAGUGCCGAAUAUGUUUACAAGCGUUCGACCCGGCGCAUUAUGUCAAACGAUUGGACUCUUGUAGUCACUACUUUCACCGUGAUUGUAUCGAUACUUGGUGUCAAAAUCAUACAGAGUGUCCAAUUGAUGGCAAGAAGAUCAGACUACGACAAAAGAAGCCCAGAAGAACAAAAACCAAUAUCGACAUUCUUGAGACCCGACAACGCUCUGCCUUCGCUCCACGUCGGCCAGCUGCUAAGCUUUUGGAACGACGAAGAAAAUCAGAAGCAAACUUGAUCUCGCCAAACAUGUCGGAUCUGCUCGUUACAACACCUAUUCGUGUCGCUGGAUCCUCUUCGCAGUUGCCAAUUACCGACGAUAUCGAGGAAAUCAACCCGAUUCCCUUGAUAAAUUUCCGUGUUCGCAAUAUGCGACUUUAA
This is a messenger RNA of Oikopleura dioica, 1488 nucleotides long. NCBI's taxonomy places the organism in Eukaryota, Metazoa, Chordata, Appendicularia, Copelata, Oikopleuridae. The record is from the annotation of a GenBank genome assembly.